ACAAUUCAACCCUCUAACCAACUUGCACAUUUCAUUUCAUUUCAACAAAAGCCACACCUACAUCACAAUUUAUUAUAUUCCCUUUUCUUCACUUCAUAUAUUACAUUACAAUUUCUUUUUCGAAAAAAACAACAACUACUCUAUGGAAGUAAUUGGAGAUUUUCUUCGUAGUUUCUCUCUCAUUAAUCACAAAUUAUACAAACACCUUUUUCUAUUACUAUUAUCACUAUUCUUCUUGCAUUAUUCUUCUACUUCAUCUUUUUUUCCUCCUUAAUCAAAACUAUUUAUUAUUUUUGUUUUUCCCAUUCCCCAAAAUCUAACCAACCACACAUCUUAAUCACUCUCACAGAAAGUUAGAGAGAGAGAGAGGGUAAUAGUUAGGGUUGCUCAAGCUCAAAUUUUAGAGAGAGAAACUCCAAAUUCACACUUCAAGCUAUGAUUUUUAUCAACAAUUCAGAAUACCCAUCUUCAUUUUUCAACUUCUUCUUGUGAUUUUCGUUACUGGGUUGCUUCUAGUCUGGAUUUUCGUUACUGGGUUCAAUUUCUUAGGGUUUAGGGUUUAUCACUUUAUCUUCACCAAUGGAAGCUUGUUCAGAAGGACAUGAGAACAAGAACAAACCAUUGGAGGAAGAGAACAGAGUGAAGCGCAAAAAGAAGACUCCUUCACAGUUGGAGAUUCUUGAAAAAACUUAUGCUAUGGAGACUUACCCUUCUGAGGCAACGAGGGGUGAGUUAGCUGUGAAGUUGGGUUUGUCUGAUCGUCAAUUGCAGAUGUGGUUCUGUCACCGGAGACAGAAGGAUCGAAAGGCUGUGGCACCGGCUGGGCCGAGUUCGGUUCCAAUGAGGGAUGGUGUUGUGAAGAUAGAAGUUACUGAUGUUAGGAAUGUUUCUGAUUUCGUUUCUGACUUGCGGCCAAUUGGUGGUAUGGACUUGCUGGGAGUUGUGCCGCUGCAUGAGGUGAUGGGCUUUCGUAGGAUGGGAGCUGCAUUGUCUGAAAUGGAUAGCAGUAGUUCUCAUGAACCCCAUCAGACGUUACAUGAGUUGCAAGCUAUUGCAUUCGUGGAAAGUCAGUUGGGGGAGUCGUUAAGAGAUGAUGGACCUAUUCUUGGGAUGGAAUUUGAUUCUGUGCCGCUGGGUGCAUUUGGUGCACCAUUAGAGGCAGUGGCAGUGGGGCAAUGCAGACAACCUGAAUUGUCUGUCGAGGCAAAAGUUUAUGAAAGUCUGGAUAAGGGCGUUUCAAAGAUUCUCCAUGAAUAUCAAUUUAUUCCAGAGCAGCCAACUGUUAAAAAUGAGAUAUCCGAGAGAGUUACUACAGCUAUCCACUUUAGCUCUCUUGGUGGUGUUCCACAUUCUAGGACUUCAUUAUCUAGUGGGGCAUAUUUCCUUAAUGGGAACGAAUCUGCACAUAAUGUGUAUGGAGUCCAAGGUCAGAAGAUACCUGAUCUAAAUCUUUUGUCUCAGUCUCACCAAGGUAGGUCGAAUCAUCUUAUGCCUUCUGCUUCAGGAGGAAAUGAUGAUGUUCCAAGAAUGAACCCAUUUGUCGAUGUAACUCUUGAGACUCAAAUGAGGGCUCACCAAGUAACCCCUAAGGACGGCGGUCUAGUGCCAUUUGAUAGUAGGGUUAUUCAUGAGGAGGAGUUUUCAAGGUUUCAAAGGAAGCGAAAGAAUGAAGAGGCUAGAAUGCAACGAGAACUCGAAGUGCAAGAGAAAAGAAUUAGAAAAGAGCUUGUAAAACAGGAAAUUCUAAGGCAAAAGAGAGAGGAACAGAUAAAAAAAGAGAUGGAGAGGCAUGAUCGUGAAAGGCAGAAGGAAGAGGAAAGGUUAUUGCGUGAAAGACAGCGAGAGGAGGAGAGAUUCCUUAGAGAACAGAGGCGUGAGCAGGAGCAGCGAGAGAAGUUUUUGCAGAAGGAGUCAAUCAGAAUUGAGAAGCUGAGACAGAAGGAGGAACUACAGAGGGUGAAAGAGGCAGCUAGGAUUAAAGCUGCCAGCGAGAGAGCUGUUGCCCGCAGAAUGGUCAAAGAUGCAAUGGACCUUAUUGAAGAUGAACGUCUGGAACUCAUGGAAUUAGCUGCAUCAAAGAAGGGGUUAUCUUCAAUACUGGCUCUUGACUACGAAACUAUGCAAAAUCUGGAAUCAUACCGAGAUGGGCAGACUUCCUUUCCACCCAAGUCUGUACAGUUAAAAAGAGCUUUUUCAAUUCAACCUUGGUCAGAUUCUGACGAGAAUGUUGGAAAUCUUCUGAUGGUUUGGAGGUUCUUGAUUACCUUUGCUGAUAUUCUUGGAAUAUGGCCAUUUACGUUGGAUGAGCUUAUACAAGCUUUUCACGACUAUGAUCCUAGAAUAUUAGGUGAGAUCCAUAUUGCUCUUCUGAGAUCCAUUAUAAAAGAUAUUGAAGAUGUUGCAAGAACACCCACUACUGGAUUAGGAGGGAACCAAAACAGUUAUACGAACUCUGGUGGCGGGCAUCCUCAAGUAGUUGAAGGGGCGUAUGUAUGGGGUUUUGAUAUAAGAAAUUGGCAGCGGCAUUUAAAUCCAUUAACAUGGCCGGAGAUUUUGCGACAAUUUGCAUUGUCAGCUGGAUUUGGGCCUCAGUUGAAGAAACAUAAUAUUGAGCAGGUGCAUCCUAGCAACAAUGAGGUUAAUGAUGGUAAAGAUAUAAUUUCUAAUCUACGCAGUGGAGCUGCUGUUGAGAAUGCUGUUGCUAUUAUGCAAGAGAAGGGAUUAUCUAAUCCAAGAAGGCAUAAGCAUCGUUUGACGCCUGGAACUGUGAAAUAUGCUGCAUUUUAUGUCCUAGCUCUGGAAGGAAAUAGAGGCCUCAAUAUAUUGGAAAUUGCAGACAAGAUUCAGAAAUCUGGACUUCGUGAUCUUACAACAAGCAAAUCACCAGAGGCUGCUAUUGCUUCUGCUUUGUCUAGAGAUACAGAACUAUUUGAAAGGACAGCUCCUUCAACAUAUUGUGUACGUCCUGUAUAUAGAAAGGACCCAGCCGAUUCUGAAGCAAUUUUUUCAGCUGCCAGGGAAAGAAUCAGGAUAUUCACAAGUGGAUUUGUGGGUGCAGAAGUAGCUGAUGAUGGUGAAAGGGAUGAAGAUUGUGAAAGUGUUAUGGCAAAAGAUCCGGAGAUUGAUGAUUUAGGAGCUCAAACAAAUACAAAAAAGGAGGUCUCAAAUUUUAAGGAAUUUAAUGCAAACACUGUCAUGAGAAGUGGGAAGGACAAUGGUGAGAUUUUGCAAACUCGUGAUAGUUGCCGUGAAAAAGUGGAUGAGGGUUUAGGAUUAAUUGUUGUUGAAAGCUUUGACGGACGUAAAGAUGUUCGUACGUCUAGUGAAAUUGCUGUUUGCAGCAACGACAUUGCUAAUCCUAUUCUAAAAAGUAUGGAUGUUGAUGAAAACACUCUUGGUGAACCAUGGGUGCAAGGGCUUACCGAGGGAGAGUACUCGGAUCUUAGUGUGGAGGAGCGUCUUCACGCUCUUGUUGCUUUGAUAACUGUGACAAACGAAGGAAAUUCUAUCCGUGUUGCGCUUGAGGAACGUUUAGAAGCGGCAAAUGCUUUAAAGAAACAGAUGUUGGCUGAGGCACAGCUUGAUAAACGCCAUAUUAAAGAGGAUAGUUUUGUUAAAAUGCAGUCUUUCUCAUAUUUGGGAAACAAGAAUGAACCAGCUGUUACAUUUCCAUCAUUGGGGGGAAAGCAGUGCCCAUCGCAUACAGUUGAUGUCAAAAAUGAUAAGGCUUUACUCACUCCCUGUGGCCAGCGUGAACAGAUAGCACUACAGGAAAAUCAAAAUCCUUCGCAGAAUUCCUUAUUAGAAGUGAACAUGCAAAGUCAAGAUUGUUCUACUGGCCCAGAUAAUUAUUCAAUCCAACAAUCUAUAUAUGCUGCCGAAAAAGCAAGGUCAAAUUUAAAAUCAUAUAUUGAUCACUUGGCGGAACAAACUUACAUGUAUAGAUCAUUGCCUCUUGGUUUGGAUCGAAGACGAAACCGAUACUGGCAAUUUGUUACUUCUGCUUCUCAAAAUGAUCCAGGUGCUGGUAGGAUUUUUGUGGAAUUACAUGACGGCUGUUGGAAGCUGAUUGAUUCUGUAGAGGGUUUUGAUGCUCUUUUGGUAUCAUUGGACUUGCGGGGGAUCCGAGAGUCUCACUUACAUAUGAUGUUGCAAAGAAUUGAGACGUCCUUCAAAGAAUCUGUUAGAAGAAAUGUCCAAAAUGGUGAGAUGAUAAUGCAAAAAGGAGACACUGUCAAGAAUCUCAAGAAAGAAGCAGUUAAAAUGGCUGCAGACCUAGAUUGCAGUGCUGAUAUUAACUGUCCUACUUCUGUCUGCAUUGAUGAUUUGGACACAUCAGUGGCGUCAACAUCUUUUACAAUUCAGCUUGGACGAAAUGAAAUCGAGAACAAAGAUGCUUAUAUGAAAUAUUGGGACUUUGAGAAAUGGAUGCGAAAGGAAUGUCUAAAUUGCUCAGUAUCAUCUGCAAUGAAGUAUGGGAAGAAGAGGUGUAAGCAACUACUUCUCAUAUGUGAUUUGUGCGGUCAUGUCUAUUUCUUUAGAGAAGUGCAAUGUCCUUUGUGCCAUAGAAUUUUCAGUACUAGUCAGGGGAACUCUAGUUCUUAUGAACAUAUUGCUCAAUCUGAAGGCAAGAUGAAUAUUGACGCAGAUUUUUUUCACGAUUCAUCCUCUUCUUCAACGAGGAUGAGAUUACUCAAAAUCCUUUUGUCAGUAGUUGAGGUAACCCUUCCCCAAGAAGCUCUGCAACCUUUUUGGACAGAGAGGUACAGAAAGUCUUGGAGUUCAAAUCUGGAAGCUUCCUCAUCAACGGAAGACAUUCUUCAGAUGUUGACUGCAUUGGAAGGUGCUAUAAAACGGGAGUAUCUGGCUUCAGACUAUGAAACUACGAAUGAGCUGUUAGAUUCUGUUUGCUCUUCUGGAUGUCUCCCUAAUGAUAUCAUAGGUGGUGAAAAGAUACCUGUUCUUCCAUGGGUGCCAUUUACAACUGCUGCUGUGGCUCUAAGGCUCAUGGACCUCGAUGCAUGCAUCUUUUACACCUCACAGCAGAAGCAAGAGACCAAGAAGGAUAGUAAAACUGGAAUUGUUGUCAAGCUUCCAUUAAAAUGUGCUGCUGCCAAAAAUUCCUGCGAUGGUGGUGCGAUUGAAACUUCAUUUCAGACUAAGCAUACCGUAAAGAACUGGGGUGCUCUUGGUGCUGGCCUUGAGAGCUACAACAAAGGACAAAGGACUCGACAAGGCUGCAGCCAUUCUCGUGGUCAAAGAUCACAAGGAAUAGUUACUAGUUCGAGAUCCAAUUCCAAAAAGAGGAGCACUACAUCUAACAGCAGGAAAGAAGGAAGAUUACUUGGAUGGAAAGGCACACCAAACGGACAAGGACACACUCGUGGUCGGAGGAGUAUCAGAAGCAGGAAGAAACCUGCAGCCAAGAUGGAUGUGAUCACUAGUGAAAGGGGUACCCCAAAAGAUAUCACGGAGUUAACAGCAAUCUCUGCGAGAGAAGAGAUUGAUGGUGGAACAGAAGCCAAUGCUCUAAAUGCUAGAAAUUCGGAGAGAUCUGAAUAUGAAGAUGAUGUUUGUCAGGCAACAAGAGAUAAGUAUGAUUUUGUGGUGGAUAAUAAUAAUAAUAAUGGUAGAUAUCAAGGUGGAUUCAGUGGGAACCCUGAUAACUUAAUAGAACAGAACCACUAUAAUGUGGAUGAUGAGGAAGACGUGGAUAUGGAUGACAGUGUCAAUAAUGAUGGAAAAUAUGGGCAAGUUGAACUUAAUGUGGAAGAUUAUAUAAUUGGAGGAGACUCAGAUGAAGAGUACAACAAAGAAGAAAAUGAGGAUCCGGAUAGAGUUGGUUCAACCUCAUCAGGUUACAGUGAUUAAAUGUAGCAUAGAGAAUAUAUGUAGUAAAAGUAGCCCCAUAAAGUUAUUUUUUGAUAUUGUGUUUAGUAAUGCAGGAAUAGGCCAAUAUCAAGUGCUUGGGAUAGAAUAUGUAUUAGCAAAAAAAAAUGAAUAUAUAUUAUUAUGUAUGCUGCUGAUACUGAAAAGAAAUGUUGAUUUUUGCCGUUAUCAAAUAUAGCAACCGUGGGAGAAAAUUUAUGUGCCCAACGGUUAUGUGUAGUUUCAAGUACCA
Medicago truncatula (barrel medic) is the source of this 6121-nucleotide messenger RNA. RefSeq names its product homeobox-DDT domain protein RLT2. Gene Ontology annotation, biological process: regulation of transcription by RNA polymerase II. NCBI's taxonomy places the organism in Eukaryota, Viridiplantae, Streptophyta, Magnoliopsida, Fabales, Fabaceae. The coding region runs from base 580 to 5871 and encodes 1763 amino acids. The transcript has 18 exons. Gene Ontology annotation, molecular function: DNA binding. The record is from RefSeq and is a predicted model, not a curated record.